This is a messenger RNA of Culex quinquefasciatus (southern house mosquito), 3168 nucleotides long. Its product is annotated as bicaudal D-related protein homolog. The coding region runs from base 265 to 2019 and encodes 584 amino acids. The transcript is spliced from 5 exons. The record is from RefSeq and is a predicted model, not a curated record. Lineage: Eukaryota; Metazoa; Arthropoda; Insecta; Diptera; Culicidae.
CGGUCUCUUCGGUGGCGCACUUUCAGUGCGGUUAGAGUAGCGUUCGAGUGCGGGAGGAACAAUUGCCGUCGCGCGGUGGUUUUUGUUGUUGUUGUUUUCGGGUUCGUGGUUUGUUUUUUCUUUUAUUCGUUGACGGUUUCUGGUGUUUUCUAUUGUGUGAUUCGCGAGUUCCUCGCGAUUAUCGCGUGUGUCUGCGGGAGCUGUCACCGGAGUACAAGACUGCACGCCAGGUCGAAGCCCACCCUCGAGGAUUACAUCAUCGACAUGGAGACGCGACCGCCCGACAGUGGCCGCGGCGAGGCGGACAAGGACGUCUGGGCCCAGCUGCACCAGAAGGAGGCCGACCUGCUGCUGGCGGCCGAGCUCGGCAAGGCGCUGCUCGAGAAGAACGAGGAGCUGCAGAAGCAGCAGGAGAAGCUCAUCGACGACUACUCGGUGAAGCUGGAGAAAUUGGAACAGGACAAGUACAUCCUCAAGCGCCAGCUGGAAAUAACCUCGAGCGAAAACGAUGCCGUCAUCCUGGAACUGCAGGCGGACAUCAAGUCCUUCAAGGAGAAGCUGGAAGCGCAGGAACAGGUGAUGCGAGCGAUGGAGCGCGAGAAGAACCUGCUGAUCGAGGAACUCACCGCCCAAAACACGAGGCUCUCGAACGAGCUUAAAAAGUCCAACGCCGCCGAACUCCAGCUCUCGGCCCAGCUGCAAGAAAUCAAAGAACAGUGCAAUCGACGUACCCUCAGCAUACAGGACCACGUCAACAGUCUCGACAGCCUCAAGAACGAACUCCGGCUGAUCCUGGAGAAGAAGAAUGACCUCGAGAACCGGCUGCACAUGUCCGUCAACGAAAAGGAGAACCUCUCGAUUGCGCUGAACGAAGCGUCCGAGCGGAUACACAUCCUGGAGCGGAGCACCAAGGAGCAGGACACCAAGUACCAGAUGACCGUCCAGACGUUGGACCGGUUAGAGCGGGAAAAUGGAACGCUUAGCGAGCGGCUCGAAUCGUUCGACUCGCAGCGAUCGGGAGGAAGCAGCGGCGAUCACGCCAAUCAUUCGUCGCUGCUGCAGGAAAUGUGCGGCGAGGAUGAGUCGAUGAUGAUGGUGGGCGGAGGGGGAGCAGGGGGAGCGGGCGUUCCGGCCAGUGUGAAGGACGAGGCGACGCUGCUGCUGUACAAGGAGGCACAGUCGGUGUAUCGGCAGCUGAAGACGCUGUGUCAGACGCUGCGGAGUACGCAUCACGAUGAUGAUUCGGGCCUCCACUCGGACAUGUCCUUCUCCUCGAUGGACAACACGUCCUCGUCGGCGCCCCAAUCGGUGGAUGCUGGCCCAAACGCCGGCGCCAACUCCAUGCUGGGAGGUGGCAGUCUGCGCCCGUCCGGCGGUGGUCUCGGCCCCAACAGCAACGGCCAGGACAAGUUCGUGCGCGGAAUGCUAUCCUCAGCGGCCGACGAACUCGUGCACAUCAUCAUGAACAUGGACGCGAUGCAGUUCAAAACGAUGUUCGAGCAGACGCGCGCCAUGCUGAUCGACCAGGAGGACGAGCUCAAGAAGAAAACCGAGCUGAUCCGGGCGCUGGAGAGCAAGAUCUCCGGCCAGGACAUCGAGCUGCAGAGUGCAAUCGAGGAGCGGAACCAGGCGCGGGACGACGCGUCCCACUCGAGUCUGGCCCAGGACGAGACGGUGGUGCAGGCGCGAGCCGAUCGGGACGCGGCCAUCGAACGGCGGACAAAGGCCGAGGUCGAGCUGGCGAAGAACCGGGUCGAGCUGAUGCAGGCCAACAGCCAGCUGCUGGAGGCCAUCCAGCAGAAGGUGGAACUGCUGCAGCAGCUCGAGCAGUGGCAGAUCGACAUGCACGAGCUGAUCGAGGAGCAGAUGAAGAAUAAGCUUAGCAACGAAACUAGUACAAAAGGGCAGAACCAGUCGCAGUCGUCGCAGCAAGCCGCGGGUUCCGCGCAGUCGUCGUCGGGCGGUUCGUCCGCUGGAAAUCGCAAAAGCCGCCUGCUAGAUCUGUUCUACCAUCGAUGAGAUCGCGCAGUGUGCGUCGAUCAGAGACCAAAAAAAACCGGGCUACUGCGAUCAGGUGGGGAACGAUUCAACUUUGCAUUUAUGUUCGACCUUUCCCCCCUCCAUCCCCCUCCCAACUGUAACUGUUUUGAAUCGUUCAUCCAAGCAACCGCGCUUCCUCGCGAGUGUCGGUGCUCCUCCCCCACGCAAAAUCAGCCUACUACGAUGGCUCAUGUGAUAAACGAGAUCGAGAACUGAGAGAGCCUUGAUUGAAAAGUCCGCAAAAGCCUUGCGAAAACAGUAUUUUUGUAUGAAAGACGAACUACUAACAAGAGUAACAUAAUCAACAGUUUUAACCACCCAUAACAAAAAAAAAAACAUUUAAGCGAAAAAUAACACACAUUCACACACACAUAUCCAGACUCCCGUAAUCAAAUGUCAAUCUGUGAAAUGAAAAUAUCACACACACAAAAAACGAACCUGCUUGCAGAACUUCAACAAAAAAAAAGAAAUCGCAAACGAAUUGUGUACUAACUUAAAACGUGUAAUUUAUGUAGAUGUUCAUUCUUACCUACACCCCGUGUAACCAAAAAUUUGUAUUGUGAGAAGCAAAAAUCCUAAAAUUCCACAGUGAAAAAAAAUUUAACCGUGGAAAAUUGAUUUAAUUGUAGCGAAAUAAAUCGAAAACAGUGACAGCAACUGAUUGCAACGAGAAUGCCUUGGUAAUGCCUAAAUUAAAACAUUUAAAAAACCAGCAACGCAAAACGCUACUGAAACUAUUACUUCUAAGCGGCCUUUUUCCAAACCCAAUCAAAAAAUGUUUUGGCGAGAAAAAUUAAACGGUUGUAAAUAAUAUUUCUUGUUUUUUUUUUUUUUUGUUUCUGUGGAAAGUAAAAAGCUGCGCAUAUCCAUUUUAAGCUGUUUGGCGAAAUUGAAAAAAUGUUUGAAGGCCCCAAGAGGAUAAUUUAUAUCAUAAUAUAUAUAUGUAUGUAAACAACUCUAGCCGACUAGACGAAUGGAACACGUUAAAGCUGAGAUGAGGUCAUGCCGGAGGUAACUAAUCUUUAAAUAAUGAAAAAAACAACUACUGUAACCUCUGCUGUUGUUUACUGUAUGAUGGCAACUGUGGAGAGAAAUGAUAGAAUAAAGUAAUAUGAUGAGAUUACAAAA